ACCAACAUAAAAGCUACCAAAAUAUUCCAAAACAAAUUUGUAAAUAAAUUUAACCUAAACCCACGUGGAUUCAGUUAAAUUUAUGAAAAUGACGGAUUUCGAAAUGAAGAGUGAAUCGGAAUUCGAAGACUCUGACGAAGAGCUUCAAACAGCUUUUUCAAAAGGCUUGUUAAAACCUGGUUUAAAUGAAGUGGUUGAAAAAGAAAUCAAGAAAUAUACGAAUAAUGUGGCCGGAUUAAAACGGAAAGUUAGUGAUUUUAAGCUAAAUCUGCCAUGGAUCGAAACCUUGGAUCUCAUAAAUACACCAGCCCCUCUUGCUCCAGAAAUGGCCGUACAAUUACAAGAACAGGAAGACAAAAGAGCGAAUCAAAUUAAAAACAAUAAAAAAUUACCCCAAAUCAAACCGGUAGAUGAUCCAGUUUUAAAUGAUUUUAAACGAGAAAUGUUAUUUCACCGACAAGCUCAAUCUGCAGUGUUGGAAGGAAUAGCGAAAUUAAAAAAAUUAGGAAUUAAAACCAAACGACCGGAUGAUUUCUUUGCAGAGAUGGCUAAAACUGACGAACAAAUGCAAAAAAUCCGUGAGAAUCUAGUUAAAAAACAAGCAGAUGCUCAACGAAGUGAACGCGUUAAACAGUUACGGGCACAACGAAAAAUGGGUAAAACUUUACAAAUUCAGGCAAAACUUCAAAAAGCUGCUGAUAAAAAAGAAAUGUUAGAUCAAGUUAAGAAAUACAGAAAAGGAAUUAAAAAAGAUUUAAGCUUUUUGAAUGACAAUAAAGGUGGUAAACCACAGAAUGGUAUUGUUAAAUCAAAGAAAGCAAUAGAGAAAGAAAAACGUAAAAUGGCUAAAUUUGGUUUUGGGGGUAAGAAGAAAGGUAGUAAGUUGAAUACUAAAGAUAGUUCGGCAGAUGUUAGUGAUUAUAAAAUGCCGGGUAAACCUAAUCUAAAACGAGGAGCUAAUAAAUCAUUUAAAAGUAAAGGUGGUCCUGCUAAGCGACCAGGAAAAAAUAGACGACAAAAAAUGAAAAGUAAGGGAAAAAAAUAAUUUUGUAAAAUUUAGUAUUUUUUAUAAUCGAAAAAAAAAAAACAUAACUAACGAGGUUAGAACACUGAAUCUUUGUGUUUCGUAUUUCUAGAAAACAUAACUACCGAGAUUCGAACACUAAAUCU
Molecule: messenger RNA, 1170 nt
Organism: Chrysoperla carnea
Lineage: Eukaryota; Metazoa; Arthropoda; Insecta; Neuroptera; Chrysopidae
Product: probable rRNA-processing protein EBP2 homolog
Exons: 3
Coding region: 83-1045 (320 amino acids)
Biological process (GO): rRNA processing; ribosomal large subunit biogenesis
Cellular component (GO): nuclear periphery; preribosome, large subunit precursor; nucleolus
Source: RefSeq, a predicted model, not a curated record